This is a messenger RNA of Salmo salar (Atlantic salmon), 2977 nucleotides long. RefSeq names its product pre-mRNA-splicing factor SYF1. Gene Ontology annotation, molecular function: protein binding. Gene Ontology annotation, biological process: mRNA splicing, via spliceosome; generation of catalytic spliceosome for first transesterification step. Gene Ontology annotation, cellular component: post-mRNA release spliceosomal complex; U2-type catalytic step 2 spliceosome; Prp19 complex. The record is from RefSeq and is a predicted model, not a curated record. Lineage: Eukaryota; Metazoa; Chordata; Actinopteri; Salmoniformes; Salmonidae.
UAUUCUACGUUCUGAACACGUUGGAGGAGUCAGGACGUUUAGUAACAAUACAUACAUUUUUGGGAACUUUUGACACUACGGGCAUUUAUUUUGGUCUUAAAAUCAAAAAUGCCGUCUCUAAAUGGGAAACCGGACGUCAUGUUUGAGGAAGAUGACUUGCCUUAUGAGGAGGAGAUCAUCAGGAAUCCGUACUCGGUCAAGUGCUGGAUGCGUUACAUCGAGUUCAAACAAAACGGCACAAUGUCCAUCCUCAACAUGAUAUAUGAACGAGCUCUGAAAGAGCUACCUGGCAGUUACAAGUUAUGGUACAACUACCUGCGAGAGAGACGGAAACAGGUCAAAGGGAAGUGCAUCAUGGAGCCAGCCUACGAGGAGAUCAACAACUGCCAUGAAAGAGCUCUGGUUUUCAUGCACAAGAUGCCGAGGAUAUGGCUAGACUACUGCCAGUUUCUGGUGUCUCAGUGUAAGAUCACCAGGAGCAGACGCACAUUUGACCGAGCGCUCAGAGCCCUUCCCGUCACUCAGCACCCUCGCAUCUGGCCCCUGUACCUCCGCUUUGCCCGGAACCUGCCCCUGCCUGAGACCGCCAUCCGUGUCUACCGCAGGUACCUCAAGCUGUCCCCAGAGAAUGCAGAGGAGUACAUAGAUUACCUGCGUUCCUGCGGCAAGCUGGAUGAAGCAGCAGUACGUCUGGCAGCCGUUGUCAAUGAUGAGAGCUUUGUGUCCAAGGAGGGCAAGUCUAACUACCAGCUAUGGCACGAGCUGUGUGACCUGAUCUCUCAGAACCCAGACAAGGUGAACUCUCUGAAUGUUGGGGCCAUCAUCCGUGGAGGCCUCACUCGCUUCACAGACCAGCUGGGCAAACUCUGGUGCUCCCUGGCUGACUACUACAUCCGCAGUGGACAUUUUGAAAAGGCUCGGGAUGUGUAUGAGGAGGCCAUCUUAACGGUGGUGACGGUGAGAGAUUUCACCCAGGUGUUCGACAGCUACGCCCAGUUUGAGGAGAGCAUGAUUGCUGCCAAGAUGGAGACUACCUCCGAGUUGGGGAAAGAUGAAGAAGAGGACGUAGACCUGGAGCUGCGUCUGGCCCGCUUUGAGCAGCUGAUCGCCCGCAGGCCCCUCCUGCUGAACAGUGUGCUGCUGAGACAGAAUCCCCACAACGUCCACGAGUGGCAUAAGAGGGUCAAACUGUACGAGGGGAAACCACGACAGAUCAUCAACACCUACACAGAGGCAGUUCAGACUGUGGACCCUAUGAAGGCUACAGGGAAACCCAGCUCUCUCUGGGUCUCCUUCGCCAAGUUUUACGAGGAGAACGAGCAGCUAGACGACGCGCGGACCAUCUUUGAGAAAGCCACCAAGGUGAACUACAAGCAGGUUGACGACCUGGCUGGCGUGUGGUGUGAAUACGGAGAGAUGGAGCUACGCCAUGAGAACUACGAACAGGCGCUACGUAUACUGAGGAAAGCAACUGCCAUCCCGUCCAAGAAGGCGGAGUACUUUGAUGUGUCAGAGCCCGUGCAGAACAGAGUGUACAAGUCUCUGAAGGUCUGGUCCAUGCUGGCUGACCUGGAGGAGAGUAUGGGAACCUUCCAGUCCACCAAGGCAGUGUACGACCGCAUCAUUGACCUGCGCAUAGCCACGCCCCAGAUAAUCAUCAACUAUGCCAUGUUCCUGGAGGAGCACAACUACUUUGAGGAGAGCUUCAAGGCGUACGAGCGCGGCAUCGCCCUCUUCAGGUGGCCCAACGUCUAUGACAUCUGGAACACCUACCUCACCAAGUUCAUCGACCGCUACGGGGGCAAGAAGCUGGAGAGGGCCCGGGACCUGUUUGAGCAGGCGCUGGAUGGCUGUCCAGCCAAGUUCGCCAAGACCAUCUACCUGCUCUACGCCAAACUGGAGGAGGAGUUUGGGUUGGCGCGUCACGCCAUGGCGGUGUACGAGAGAGCCACGCAGGCGGUGGACAACACGGAGAGGCAUCACAUGUUCAACAUCUACAUCAAGAGGGCUGCAGAGAUCUAUGGCGUCACCUACACCAGAGCAAUCUACCAGAAAGCCAUCGAGGUGCUUCCAGACGAACACUCCAGGGACAUGUGCCUGCGCUUCGCAGACAUGGAGAGCAAACUGGGCGAGAUCGACCGGGGCAGAGCCAUCUACUCCUACUGCUCUCAGAUCUGUGACCCAAGGAUGACGGCCACGUUCUGGCAGACGUGGAAGGAGUUUGAGAUCCGCCACGGGAACGAAGACACUAUCCGGGAGAUGCUGAGGAUCAAGCGCAGCGUCCAGGCCACGUACAACACACAGGUCAACUUCAUGUCCUCACAGAUGAUGAAGGCCACCACCAACGCCACCAUCUCAGACCUUGCCCCGGGCCAGCUGGGGCUGGAUGAUAUGAAGCUGUUGGAGCAGCAGGCCCAACAGCUGGCCGCCGAGGCUGAACAGGACAAACCCAAACUCAAAGAGAAGAUCCUCUUCGUCAGGAGUGACACAUCUCGCAGUGAGCUGGCUGAACUGGCCAAACAAGCCAACCCUGAUGAGAUUGAUAUUGAGGAUGAGGAUGAGGAUGGUGAUGAUGAAGACCAGGGCCCAGAGGAGGUGCAGCUGGAACAAAAGACUGUCCCCACUGCUGUCUUUGGAGGGCUGAAAGAAGGAGAAGAUUGAAUACAGAAUGUUGGGAUGGUAUCUGUCCCAUAGACAUGGCAUCACAGACGAGCUCCAUGGUCUACGAAUGGAGCCUUUUCAACCCCUGUAAAAUGUAUGAUGAAAAUAGAUUGUAUGGAAUGUGAACUUUGUCAUUGAUCUUUUCUACAGUGGCAAGAAAAAGUAUGUGAACACUUUGGAAAUACCUGGGUUUCUGCAUAAAUUGGUCAUAAAAUUUGAUCUUCAUCUCAGUCACAACAACAGACAAACACAGUCUGCUUAAACUAAUAACACACAAACAAUUAUACGUUUUCAUGUCUAUUGAACACACCAUAUA